CACUUCUAUAUUUAUUCUCUCUCUAGUUGACGUCGUCUGCAGACUACAAUGGAUGUCGCUGACACUUUAGCCGAUGGAAUCUUGGUGAAAUCGAGAGGGUAUCUUAUCCCUAAUGAUGUUGUGGCUGUUGAUGGUGGUAUUAAAGCGGUAGGACCAGCAGUACUUAAGCCCCCUCCGGCAAUGAAACUACCUCCUAUUGAUCUUUCAGGAUCAUCUUGGGAUUUCCUUACGCAUUUCGCUCCAAGUGAAACAGUUCAGCGGCCAAGUUCCUCUUCUUCUGAUAUUAGCUGUGAUGAAGAGGAAGUGGAAACGGAAGAGACGGGAGGUAAGUUUAUCCACUUGGGGGAUACGGCUCACGAGGCAUGCUCCAUCGCUAUAGACAAGGGUGACUCCUCAAGUACAGUAUCCAUUACUUCUUCGAUUUAUGCCUCCGGAAGAUCUAUCAUCACUUCUUGGCUGAAGGGUCAAGUUCCGGGACGAGCAUCAUUUAGCUCUGUGUAUGAAGGCAUUUCAGAUUCCUCAAUUGAUUCGGAAUCCACUUGCUCCUUUCUGACGCCCUCUUUGGAGUUCCCGGAUCGCGUCAGUUUCCGGAAAUUGGAUUUGAGUGAAGCAGGUCCUAGUCGACACGUUCGGGAAAAUCGUAAAUUGACGCGUCCCAAGUUGAUUGAAAAAUUAUACAAUCCUGAGGAUAUGGUAUUAGUGACGUCUUGGCUGAAGGGUCAACUUCUGGGACGAGGAUCAUUUGCCUCUGUGUACGAAGCCAUUUCAGAAAAUGGAGACUUCUUGGCUGUGAAGGAAGUUUCACUUCUUGAUCAGGGAAGGCAGGCAAAAGAGUGCAUAAAACAACUUGAGGGGGAGAUUGCGUUACUUAGUCAACUUCAGCAUCAGAAUAUAGUGCGAUAUCGUGGCACAGCAAAGGACGGGUCAAAUUUGUACAUCUUUCUUGAGCUUGUAACCCAAGGAUCCCUUAAAAAACUCUACGAAAGAUACAAACUUAGAGACUCUGUAGUCUCCUUGUACACAAGACAAAUUCUUGAUGGUUUGGAAUAUCUCCACGAUAAAGGCUGUGUUCACAGGGACAUUAAAUGUGCAAAUAUAUUGGUGGGCACUAAUGGCGCCAUUAAACUUGCAGAUUUUGGGUUGGCAAAGGUGUCAAAUGAUAUGAAGUCCCCCAAGGGAACUCCAUUCUGGAUGGCUCCAGAGGUUAUUAACCCCAAGCUGCGUAAUGAUGGGUAUGGAAGUCCAGCUGAUAUAUGGAGCCUUGGGUGUACUGUGCUCGAAAUGUGUACUGGUCAGACCCCUUACUCUGAUAUAGAACCUGUUAGAGCCCUGUUUCGCAUCGGAAGGGGUACGCUUCCGGACAUACCUGAUACUUUAUCACUAGACGCUCGGGAUUUCAUACUAAAGUGUCUCAAAGUGAGCCCCGCUGAACGGCCAACUGCAGCCGAGCUGCUAAACCAUCCAUUUGUGAUAAGACCCUUAUCCAGAGGUUCAGCAGCUCCACAUCUCCGUAGAGGCUGAUUUGAGUAAAUAUUACCUCUAUAGGCGUAAUCAGAAGAUUUGUGAGAGAUGAGAUGAGACUCCAUAGAAAUUAUUGAGGAGAGUAGAGAUAUGAUUCUUCUGCACACUUAGGGUUUGGGUUGCGCAGGCAAGAGCUAAGUUCCCUGGGACAUAAAAUAAUAUAUGGCUCAUUUCAUUUGUUUGUUAUUCGUUGUUGUUUAUCUGUGUGUUGGGAUUAAUAUUGAAACUGAAGA
Molecule: messenger RNA, 1754 nt
Organism: Camelina sativa (false flax)
Lineage: Eukaryota; Viridiplantae; Streptophyta; Magnoliopsida; Brassicales; Brassicaceae
Source: RefSeq, a predicted model, not a curated record